GACUGGCUAAGAUCUAAUUACUUCCAAGUGAGGUCAGGGAAAGGCAUUUAUUGAACAGAACUGCACAACAACAGGCUGAUGAUGCCCAGAAAACCCCUCUCGUGUUAACACUUGAUUUAUGGAAACAAUUAUGAUUCAGCUGGAAUCUUCCUGAGCUGGGAUAUAGUCCACAAUGACACACAAGCUGAUGAUGUGAAGAGGGGAAAACAAUGGAUUGUUUCUGUGCACAGUCUGUCUUCAACGUACACAAAACUUUACUAUCGUCAAAACUCUCUGUACAAGAGGAAAAUUCUAAUAGCAAAGAGGAUCAAGACAUUCCAGAGUACUACAAACUGAACUGUUUAUAGUGAAAAUUGACAGUGCAUCACUUCUCUGAAGAAACUCUGGCUCAGCAUCAUAAACUUUCUCAGGAAAGCUUAAACACAUUCUAACUUGCUAGUGCCACAAAUAAAAGAGAUCCAAGGUCACGGAAUCCAGGCAGAAGCUGGGACCCCAAACUAGCAACAUUCAUCCGAUUUGUCAUUUAAAUUGCAGCAUGUCGCUCAAGAGAACCCGGAGCAGUGCACUAUAAUGCGCAAAUGGAUGCAGAUAUGGAUCCUGCCAACUUUGUUGUACAAACUAUACUUUCAUUGUGUCCUCCUAGCAGGGAAUGUGUCUAUCGCUUGCAAUGACAUGGCUCCAGAACAACUAGCUGCAAGCGUGAACUGUUCCACCAGUCCUGAGCGGCACACCAGAAGUUACGAUUACAUGGAAGGUGGAGAUGUAAGAAUACGAAAACUUUUCUGUCGGACACAGUUUUAUCUGAGGAUUGAUAAAAAGGGCAAAAUCAAAGGCACGGUUAAUCCCAGCUGCAAUUACUGUAUUCUGGAAAUCAGAACUGUGGCCGUUGGAGUCGUUGCCAUCAGAGGUGUAGAAGGUGACUAUUACUUAGCAAUGAACAAAUCUGGGAAAUUAUAUAGCAAGAAAACCUGCAACGAAGACUGCAAUUUUAGAGAGCUUAUAGAGGAAAAUAAUUACAAUACAUAUUCUUCUGCAAAGUGGAUGCAUAAUGGCCAACAAAUGUUUAUAACCUUGAACCAAAAGGGAGUAGCGAUUAGAGGCAAAAGGACAAAGAAAGAAAGUAAAUCAUCUCAUUUCCUUCCAAUGGCAAUAUCAUAACAAAGUAUUAUAAGGGCAUCAAUCCCAGUAAUAAAAGAUGUUCCAUCUCUGCACCUGUAUCACUGAAACCUUAACCACACAAGCUAAAAUACUACUGACAUCUGGAACAAGCUGGGCUUGCGCUUUGCUAUAAAAAUGUACCUAUCAUUUUGCACGAUUGUAUUCUAUUCAACCCAGUGUAAAAGGUGAAGUUUUGUAAAUUUAAUCUCGAACAUUUGUCUGAGAACCAAUUGCAUGAAAGUGUAAUGUGUAAAGAAGACUAAGUAUCUUGUAAAACAAACACUUUUCUUAAAUCAUACAUUUGUGGUAUAAUGGUACUUUUAUUUCAUAAACUGUACUAGAUGCGUUUUCUAAGUAAUCAUUGUUACAUUAAGACACCUUGCCUUCAAUCUGAUACAUUUAUUCCUUGAAGAAGCACUGUAGACAAUUGUCAAAUUAAAUAUCAUAUAAUAUAUGAUUCUAGUGAUGAAUGUGUAGCUUUACAUACAGCAUUUAAUUUUGUAAUUCAGUAUUUCAAAGAGAUAAAAAUGUAGUUACUGUAGCAUUUUUGAUUUUCACAAGAUAGAGUUUGUUUGACUAUCUUGUGAAUGAUCAGUGAUUUUGCCAUGUAAAUGACUGGUGAAAAUAAUGAUUCUACAGUAUCAACAGUGCUGCUCAGCUCAAUAAAAGUUAAUGCUUUUUACAUGGA
Amblyraja radiata (thorny skate) is the source of this 1846-nucleotide messenger RNA. RefSeq names its product fibroblast growth factor 7 (gene fgf7). The transcript is spliced from 4 exons. The coding region runs from base 571 to 1158 and encodes 195 amino acids. Gene Ontology annotation, molecular function: growth factor activity. Lineage: Eukaryota; Metazoa; Chordata; Chondrichthyes; Rajiformes; Rajidae. The record is from RefSeq and is a predicted model, not a curated record.